CUAAUAUACCCUUUCAAUUCGUUUUUUUAUUUUGAUUUUCCAUCCAAUAUCCCAUUAGAGCUGGAUUAAUUGACAUCGUAUCAAUAACGCCCCAUUCAAAGGGUUGCCGGAAGCAACUGGAGCUUCUGAAUUUUUGCCAUUCGUAUAAAAAAGGGAAAAACUGCGACAAUAACUCUUUGGAGAGUACUCUAGGCAUGGACAAUUCACGUGCAAACUUGCUGGAGGAAGCAAUUGGCAUUGGCAUUGGCAAAGGCGGGCGAGUGGUGGUGGUGGAGGAUUGUGUUGAGACGAGUGGCGCUUUUGUGCUCCAUCAUUUCCUUAAACGUUUUCUCCACCCAGACUCUUCUGAUGUCGUCAUUUUCAUCGCCUUUGCACACCCUUUUUCUCACUAUGAACGCAUUCUCCGCAAGAUGGGUUGCAACUUAACUGUACACAGGAAGAAUCACAGAUUCGUAUUUCUUGACAUGCUUACAUUGGAAUGCCCAGAAAGAAAUGGAAGGGAAGCAAGAGAAGAUGGAUUGCUUGCAUUGUAUGGGGAGAUUGAGAAAGCAGUAGAAAUAUAUUCUUCACUUGAAGGCAGUAGAACCAUUACUAUUAUGAUUGAUGACAUCUCCCUUAUUGAAGUGGCGGCUAAUGGUUCAUCAAAUCACAUGUUGGAUUUUCUACACUACUGCUACACGCUGAAAGCAAAAUAUGGAUGUUCCUUUGUUACUCUUAAUCAUGAGGAUAUCUAUUCCAGUGCAAAUACGCUGCAGUUAAUCUUGCAAACGGAGUACCUCGCUGAUGUGAUAAUCAAGGCAGAACCUUUGGCAACUGGUUUAGCAAGUGACGUGCAUGGACAGUUGACUGUUUUAAAUAAAGGAAGUGUUUCUGAGUUUGGAGGUUCAAGCUCUAAGGUUCGCAAUUUCCACUUUAGGGUCAAGGAAAAUAAUGUAGACUACUUCUAUCCGGGGAGUCAGACUUGAGUAGAUUCCCUGUUCAUUGAAUUUGAACACUGGCCAGCAUAUCAUAGACCGAAGAGCGCGGUGAUUGAUGUCCUAAAGCAUUAGGAGAAAAUCGAGGAUAACCAAAGAGCGAGGAGCAAACUAUAUCUAUCUUUGAUCUCUGGUCUCCAGACAUGGUAAUCUUUAUAUGAAAGGUAUGUAAAACAUAGAAGCCAAAUUUUCCUUUCAGUUUGGCCCUUGUUGGGUCUGAAUGUUGAAGUUGUCAGAAUUUCUCCGAGUUUUUGUAAUGAAAAUUCAGUUUGUUUUCUGUUA
Molecule: messenger RNA, 1256 nt
Organism: Capsicum annuum
Lineage: Eukaryota; Viridiplantae; Streptophyta; Magnoliopsida; Solanales; Solanaceae
Product: elongator complex protein 6
Exons: 7
Coding region: 195-965 (256 amino acids)
Biological process (GO): tRNA wobble uridine modification
Cellular component (GO): elongator holoenzyme complex
Source: RefSeq, a predicted model, not a curated record